This is a messenger RNA of Lepus europaeus (European hare), 10349 nucleotides long. It is a transcript of the gene CELSR2, whose product is annotated as cadherin EGF LAG seven-pass G-type receptor 2. Gene Ontology annotation, cellular component: plasma membrane. Gene Ontology annotation, molecular function: calcium ion binding; G protein-coupled receptor activity. Bases 30 to 8804 code for a protein of 2924 amino acids. Lineage: Eukaryota; Metazoa; Chordata; Mammalia; Lagomorpha; Leporidae. The record is from RefSeq and is a predicted model, not a curated record. The transcript has 34 exons. Gene Ontology annotation, biological process: G protein-coupled receptor signaling pathway; homophilic cell-cell adhesion; cell surface receptor signaling pathway.
UUGACCCUGCGGGCCGGGAACAGGGAGAGAUGCGGAGCCAGGCCGCCUGCGUCUCCCUCUCCACGCCGCUGCCGCCGCCGCUGCUAUUGCUGUUGCUGCUGUUGCUGCUGCUGCUGCCAUCGCCACUACUGGGAGACCAAGUGGGACCCUGUCGUUCCCUGGGACCCGGGGGCCGCGGCUCGUCGGGGGCCUGUGCCCCGGUGGGCUGGCUCUGUCCAGCCUCAGCCUCGAACCUAUGGCUCUACACCAGCCGCUGCAGGGAUGCGGGAACCGAGCUGAUUGGCCACCUGGUGCCCCACCACGAUGGCCUGAGGGUCUGGUGUCCAGAAUCCGGGGCCCAUAUUCCUCUGCCCCCAGCCCCUGAAGGUUGUCCCUGGAGCUGCCGCCUCCUGGGCAUCGGGGGCCACCUUUCCCCGCAGGGCAGGCUCACCCUGCCCCAGGAGCACCCUUGCUUAAAGGCCCCACGGCUGAGAUGCCUGUCCUGCAAGCUGGCACAGGCCCCCGGGCUCAGGACAGGACAGGGGCCACCGGAAGGGUCCCUGGGUGGACGUCGGAAGAGGAAUGUGAAUACGGCCCCCCAGUUCCAGCCCCCCAGCUACCAGGCCACCGUGCCCGAGAACCAGCCCGCAGGGACCUCUGUUGCCUCCCUGCGGGCCAUCGACCCCGACGAGGGUGACGCCGGGCGGCUCGAAUACACCAUGGACGCCCUCUUCGAUAGUCGCUCCAACCAUUACUUCUCCCUGGACCCAAUCACUGGAGCUGUUACCACGGCCGAGGAGCUGGAUCGUGAGACCAAGAGCACGCAUGUGUUCAGGGUCACGGCGCAGGAUCAUGGCAUGCCCCGGCGAAGUGCCCUCGCCACGCUCACCAUCCUGGUCACCGACACUAACGAUCAUGAUCCUGUUUUCGAGCAGCAGGAAUACAAGGAGAGCCUCAGGGAGAACCUGGAGGUUGGCUACGAGGUGCUCACUGUCCGAGCCACAGACGGGGACGCCCCUGCCAAUGCCAACAUCCUCUACCGCCUGCUGGAGGGGCCUGGGGGCGGUCCCUCGGAAGUCUUCGAGAUCGACCCUCGCUCUGGGGUGAUACGGACCCGUGGCCCUGUGGAUCGGGAAGAGGUAGAAUCCUACCAGCUGACUGUGGAAGCCAGUGACCAGGGUCGGGACCCUGGUCCGCGGAGCGCCACGGCCGCUGUCUUCCUGUCGGUGGAAGAUGACAAUGACAACGCCCCCCAGUUCAGUGAGAAGCGCUACGUGGUCCAGGUGCGGGAGGACGUGACCCCAGGGGCCCCGGUACUCAGGGUCACAGCCUCAGAUCGCGACAAGGGCAGCAACGCCCUGGUGCACUACAGCAUCAUGAGUGGCAAUGCUCGGGGACAGUUUUAUCUGGACGCCCAGACUGGGGCCCUGGACGUGGUGAGCCCUCUUGACUACGAGACAACCAAGGAGUAUACGCUCCGGGUGCGGGCACAGGAUGGCGGCCGCCCCCCACUCUCCAACGUCUCCGGCUUGGUGACCGUGCAAGUCCUGGAUAUCAAUGACAAUGCCCCCAUCUUCGUCAGCACCCCCUUCCAGGCUACCGUCCUGGAGAGCGUCCCCUUAGGCUACCUGGUUCUCCACGUGCAAGCUAUUGACGCAGAUGCCGGUGACAAUGCCCGCCUGGAAUACCGUCUUGCCGGGGUGGGGCACGACUUCCCGUUCACCAUCAACAACGGCACAGGCUGGAUCUCCGUGGCUGCUGAGCUGGACCGAGAGGAAGUUGACUUCUACAGCUUUGGCGUGGAGGCCCGAGACCACGGCACCCCAGCACUCACUGCCUCAGCCAGUGUCAGCGUUACCAUCCUGGAUGUCAAUGACAACAACCCAACCUUUACCCAACCGGAGUACACAGUGCGGCUCAAUGAAGAUGCCGCCGUGGGCACCAGCGUGGUGACGGUGUCGGCCGUGGACCGCGACGCCCACAGUGUCAUCACCUACCAGAUCACCAGCGGCAACACCCGCAACCGCUUCUCCAUCACCAGCCAGAGCGGUGGCGGGCUGGUAUCCCUCGCCUUGCCCCUGGACUACAAGCUGGAGCGGCAGUACGUGCUGGCCGUCACUGCCUCCGAUGGCACACGGCAGGACACUGCACAGAUCGUGGUGAACGUCACCGAUGCCAACACCCAUCGCCCUGUCUUUCAGAGCUCCCACUAUACGGUGAAUGUUAACGAAGACCGGCCAGCCGGCACCACGGUGGUGUUGAUCAGUGCCACGGACGAGGACACGGGCGAGAACGCCCGCAUCACCUACUUCAUGGAGGACAGCAUCCCCCAGUUCCGCAUCGACGCCGACACUGGCGCGGUCACCACUCAGGCCGAGCUGGACUACGAAGACCAGGUAUCUUACACCCUGGCCAUCACUGCUCGGGACAAUGGCAUCCCCCAGAAGUCUGACACCACCUACCUGGAGAUCCUGGUAAAUGACGUGAAUGACAAUGCGCCCCAGUUCCUGCGGGACUCCUACCAGGGCAGCGUCUAUGAGGACGUGCCCCCCUUCACCAGCGUCCUACAGAUCUCAGCCACUGACCGAGACUCGGGCCUUAAUGGCCGGGUCUUCUACACCUUCCAAGGAGGCAACGAUGGAGACGGGGACUUUAUCGUAGAGUCCACCUCAGGCAUCGUGCGAACGCUGCGGAGGCUGGACCGGGAGAACGUGGCCCAGUACAUCUUGCGGGCAUAUGCGGUGGACAAGGGGAUGCCCCCAGCCCGCACGCCCGUCGAAGUGACAGUUGCCGUGUUGGAUGUGAACGAUAACCCACCUGUCUUUGAGCAGGAUGAGUUUGAUGUAUUCGUGGAAGAGAACAGCCCCAUUGGGCUGGCGGUGGCCCGGGUCACGGCCACCGACCCUGACGAAGGCACCAACGCCCAGAUCAUGUAUCAGAUCGUGGAGGGCAACAUCCCUGAGGUCUUCCAGCUGGACAUCUUCUCUGGGGAGCUGACCGCCCUGGUGGACUUGGACUACGAGGACCGGCCCGAGUACAUCCUGGUCAUCCAGGCCACAUCGGCUCCCCUGGUAAGCCGGGCCACCGUCCAUGUCCGCCUCCUGGACCGCAAUGACAACCCCCCGGUGCUGGGCAACUUUGAGAUCCUUUUCAACAACUACGUCACCAACCGCUCGAGCAGCUUUCCCGGGGGUGCCAUUGGCCGUGUGCCUGCCCAUGACCCCGACAUCUCAGACAGCCUGACCUACAGCUUUGAGCGGGGAAAUGAACUCAGCCUGGUCUUGCUCAACGCCUCCACGGGGGAGCUAAGGCUGAGCCGGGCUCUGGACAACAACCGGCCCCUGGAGGCCAUCAUGAGCGUGCUGGUGUCAGACGGCGUGCACAGCGUGACGGCGCAGUGCGCGCUGCGCGUCACCAUCAUCACGGACGAGAUGCUCACGCACAGCAUCACGCUGCGCCUGGAGGACAUGUCGCCCGAGCGCUUCCUGUCGCCGCUGCUAGGCCUCUUCAUCCAGGCCGUGGCGGCCACGCUGGCCACGCCCCCGGACCACGUGGUGAUCUUCAACGUGCAGCGCGACACGGACGCGCCCGGCGGCCGCAUCCUGAACGUGAGCCUGUCGGUGGGCCAGCCGCCGGGCCCCGCGGGCGGGCCGCCCUUCCUGCCCUCGGAGGACCUGCAGGAGCGCCUGUACCUCAACCGCAGCCUGCUGACGGCCAUCUCGGCGCAGCGCGUGCUGCCCUUCGACGACAACAUCUGCCUGCGCGAGCCCUGCGAGAACUACAUGCGCUGCGUGUCGGUGCUGCGCUUCGACUCCUCGGCGCCUUUCAUCGCCUCGUCCUCCGUGCUCUUCCGGCCCAUCCACCCCGUCGGGGGCCUGCGCUGCCGCUGCCCGCCGGGCUUCACGGGCGACUACUGCGAAACCGAGGUGGACCUGUGCUACUCGCGGCCCUGCGGCCCGCACGGGCGCUGCCGCAGCCGCGAGGGAGGCUACACCUGCCUCUGCCGCGAUGGCUACACGGGUGAGCACUGUGAGGUGAGUGCCCGCUCAGGCCGCUGCACCCCGGGUGUCUGCAAGAAUGGGGGCACCUGCGUCAACCUGCUGGUGGGCGGCUUCAAGUGCGACUGCCCGUCUGGGGACUUCGAGAAGCCCUACUGCCACGUGACCACGCGCAGCUUUCCCGCGCGCUCCUUCAUCACCUUUCGUGGCCUGCGCCAGCGCUUCCACUUCACCCUGGCCCUCUCGUUCGCCACGAAGGAGCGUGACGGGCUACUGCUGUACAAUGGGCGCUUCAACGAGAAGCACGACUUCGUGGCCCUGGAGGUGAUCCAGGAACAGGUCCAGCUCACCUUUUCUGCAGGUGAGUCAACCACCACGGUGUCCCCAUUCGUGCCUGGCGGGGUCAGUGAUGGCCAGUGGCACACGGUGCAGCUCAAGUACUACAAUAAGCCACUGCUGGGCCAGACAGGGCUCCCGCAGGGCCCAUCUGAGCAGAAGGUGGCCGUGGUGACUGUGGAUGGCUGUGACACCGGCGUGGCCCUGCGCUUUGGAGCUGUCCUUGGCAACUACUCCUGUGCUGCCCAGGGCACCCAGAGUGGCAGCAAGAAGUCUCUGGACCUGACGGGGCCCCUGCUGCUCGGUGGGGUGCCUGACCUGCCUGAGAGCUUCCCCAUUCGGAUGCGGCACUUCGUGGGCUGCAUGAGGAACCUGCAGGUGGACAGCCGACAUGUGGACAUGGCCGACUUCAUUGCCAACAACGGCACUGUGCCCGGCUGCCCUGCCAAGAAGAAUGUGUGUGACAGCAACACAUGCCAGAACGGGGGCACCUGCGUGAACCAGUGGGACGCGUUCAGCUGCGAGUGCCCACUUGGCUUUGGGGGCAAGAGCUGUGCCCAGGAAAUGGCCAAUCCGCAGCACUUCCUGGGCAACAGCCUGGUGGCCUGGCAUGGCCUCUCGCUGCCCAUCUCCCAGCCCUGGCAUCUCAGCCUCAUGUUCCGCACUCGCCAGGCCAACGGUGUACUGCUGCAGGCCGUCACCAGGGGGCGCAGCACCAUCACCCUACAGCUGCGGGAGGGCCACGUGGUGCUAAGCGUGGAGGGCACAGGGCUCCAGGCAUCAUCUCUCCGGCUGGAGCCGGGCCGGGCCAAUGACGGAGACUGGCACCAUGCACAGCUGGCACUGGGAGCCAGCGGGGGCCCCGGCCACGCCAUCCUGUCCUUUGACUACGGACAGCAGAGGGCAGAAGGCAACCUGGGCCCCCGGCUGCAUGGGCUGCACCUGAGCAACAUUACCGUUGGGGGUGUGCCUGGGCCGGCUGGCGGAGUAGCCCGUGGCUUCCGGGGCUGUUUGCAGGGCGUCCGAGUCAGUGAAACCGCCGAGGGAGUCAGCAGUUUGGAUCCCAGCCGUGGAGAGAGCAUCAACGUGGAGGCAGGCUGUAGCCUGCCAGACCCUUGUGACUCGAACCCCUGUCCUGCCAACAGCUACUGCAGUAACGACUGGGACAGCUAUUCCUGCAGCUGUGACCCUGGUUACUAUGGUGACAACUGCACUAACGUGUGUGAGCUGAAUCCAUGUGAGCACCAGUCUGUGUGCACCCGCAAGCUCAGUGCUCCCCACGGCUACACCUGCGAGUGUCCCCCAAAUUACCUUGGGCCCUACUGUGAGACCAGGAUUGACCAGCCUUGCCCCCGUGGCUGGUGGGGACAUCCCACGUGCGGCCCAUGCAACUGUGAUGUCAGCAAAGGCUUUGACCCAGACUGCAACAAGACAAGCGGCGAGUGCCACUGCAAGGAGAACCACUACCGGCCCCCUGGCAGCUCCACCUGCCUGCUGUGUGACUGCUAUCCCACGGGCUCUCUGUCCCGAGUCUGCAACCCUGAGGAUGGCCAGUGUCCGUGCAAGCCAGGUGUCAUUGGGCGCCAGUGUGACCGCUGUGACAACCCUUUCGCUGAGGUCACCACCAACGGCUGUGAAGUGAAUUAUGACAGCUGCCCCCGGGCGAUCGAGGCUGGGAUCUGGUGGCCCCGCACCCGCUUUGGCCUACCUGCUGCUGCCCCCUGCCCCAAAGGCUCCUUUGGGACCGCUGUGCGCCACUGUGAUGAGCACCGGGGGUGGCUCCCCCCAAACCUCUUCAACUGCACCUCAGUCACCUUCUCAGAGCUGAAGGGCUUGGCGGAGCGGCUGCAGCGGAACGAGUCCGGCCUGGACUCGGGGCGCUCCCAGCGGCUGGCCCUGCUCCUGCGCAACGCCACACAGCACACAGCUGGCUACUUUGGCAGCGACGUCAAGGUGGCCUACCAGCUGGCCACCCGGCUGCUGGCCCAUGAGAGUGCCCAGCGAGGCUUUGGGCUGUCAGCCACGCAGGACGUGCACUUCACCGAGAACCUGCUGCGGGUGGGCAGUGCCCUCCUGGACGCAGCCAACAAGCGGCACUGGGAGCUGAUCCAGCAGACGGAAGGUGGCACGGCCUGGCUCCUGCAGCACUACGAGGCCUAUGCCAGCGCCCUGGCCCAGAACAUGCGGCACACGUACCUGAGCCCCUUCACCAUCAUCACGCCCAACAUUGUCAUCUCCGUUGUGCGACUGGACAAGGGGAACUUCGCGGGGGCCAAGCUGCCCCGCUACGAGGCGCUGCGUGGGGAGCGGCCCCCGGACCUUGAGACGACGGUCAUUCUGCCCGAGUCUGUCUUCAGAGAGGUGCCCCCUGUGGUCAGGCCCGCGGGCCCUGGAGAGGCACAGGAGCCUGAGGAAGUGGCGCGGCGGCAGCGGCGGCACCCGGAGCUGAGCCAGGGUGAGGCCGUGGCCAGCGUCAUCAUCUACCGCACCCUGGCUGGCCUCCUGCCCCACAACUAUGACCCGGACAAGCGCAGCCUGAGGGUCCCCAAGCGCCCUGUCAUCAACACACCUGUGGUGAGCAUCAGCGUGCACGAUGACGACGAGCUCCUGCCCCGCUCCCUGGACAAGCCGGUCACCGUGCAGUUCCGGCUGCUGGAGACAGAGGAGCGGACCAAGCCUAUCUGUGUCUUCUGGAACCAUUCCAUCCUGGUGAGCGGCACGGGUGGCUGGUCAGCCAGGGGCUGCGAGGUCGUCUUCCGCAAUGAGAGCCAUGUCAGCUGCCAGUGCAACCACAUGACGAGCUUCGCGGUGCUCAUGGACGUGUCCCGGCGCGAGAACGGGGAGAUCCUGCCGCUGAAGACGCUGACCUACGUGGCUCUGGGGGUCACGCUGGCCGCCCUUCUGCUCACCUUCCUCUUCCUCACCAUCCUGCGUGCCCUGCGCUCCAACCAGCACGGCAUCCGACGGAACCUGACAGCUGCCCUCGGCCUGGCACAGCUGGUCUUCCUCCUGGGAGUCAACCAGGCUGACCUCCCUUUUGCUUGCACAGUCAUUGCCAUCCUGCUGCACUUCCUGUACCUCUGCACCUUCUCCUGGGCUCUGCUGGAGGCCUUACAUCUGUACCGGGCGCUCACCGAGGUGCGCGACGUCAAUGCCGGCCCCAUGCGCUUCUACUACAUGCUGGGCUGGGGCGUGCCCGCCUUCAUCACAGGUCUAGCCGUGGGCUUGGAUCCUGAGGGCUACGGGAACCCCGACUUCUGCUGGCUCUCUAUCUACGAUACACUCAUCUGGAGUUUCGCUGGCCCUGUGGCCUUCGCUGUCUCGAUGAGUGUCUUCUUGUACAUCCUGGCCGCCCGGGCUUCCUGUGCUGCCCAGCGGCAGGGUUUCGAGAAGAAAGGCCCUAUCUCGGGCCUGCAGCCCUCCUUCGCCGUCCUGCUGCUGCUGAGUGCCGCCUGGCUGCUGGCACUGCUGUCUGUCAACAGUGACACCCUCCUCUUCCACUACCUCUUUGCUGCCUGCAAUUGCCUCCAGGGCCCCUUCAUCUUCCUCUCCUACGUGGUGCUCAGCAAGGAGGUCCGGAAAGCACUGCGAUUUGCCUGCAGCCGCAAGCCCAGCCCUGACCCUGCUCUGACCACCAAGUCCACCCUGACCUCGUCCUACAACUGUCCCAGCCCUUACACAGAUGGGCGGCUGUACCAGCCCUACGGAGACUCGGCCGGCUCCCUGCACAGCGCCAGCCGCUCAGGCAAGAGUCAGCCCAGCUAUAUCCCCUUCUUGCUGAGGGAGGAGUCCACGCUGAACCCUGGCCAAGGGCCUCCUGGCCUGGGGGACCCAGGCGGCCUCUUCCUGGAAGGUCAAGGCCAGCAGCACGAUCCUGACACAGACUCGGACAGCGACCUGUCCCUGGAAGAUGACCAGAGUGGCUCCUAUGCCUCUACCCACUCUUCAGACAGUGAGGAGGAGGAAGAGGAGGAGGAGGAGGCUGCCUUCCCCGGAGAGCAGGGCUGGGACAGCUUGCUGGGACCAGGAGCCGAGAGGCUGCCCCUACACAGUACCCCCAAGGAUGGGGGCCCAGGGGCUGGGAAGGCCCCCUGGCCAGGAGACUUUGGGACCACAGCCAAGGAGAGUGGUGGCUCCGGGGCCCCUGAGGAGCGGCCACGGGAGAAUGGAGAUGCCCUGGCUCGGGAGGCGUCCCUGGGCCCCCUUCCAGGGCCUUCUGCCCAGCCUCACAAAGGCAUCCUCAAGAAGAAGUGUCUGCCCACCAUCAGCGAGAAGAGCAGCCUUCUGCGGCUGCCCCUGGAGCAAGGCACAGGCUCUUCCCGGGGCUCCUCGGCCAGCGAGGGCAGCCGGGCUGGGCCCCCCCUGCGCCCACCGCCCCGGCAGAGCCUCCAGGAGCAGCUGAACGGGGUCAUGCCCAUCGCCAUGAGCAUCAAGGCAGGCACCGUGGAUGAGGACUCGUCAGGCUCCGACAGCGACGAAACGUCCAUCUGAGGAGCCUGGGCCUUGCCGGCCAUCAGUGCCAACUCCCCCCACCGGCCCCCUCACUGCACUUUGGACUCCUGGGGCCAACAUCUCCAAGACAGAGUUUUUCAGAAAAGAGGAAAAAAAAAAGAAUUUAAAAAAAAAAAGGAUCUCCACUCUUCAUGACUUCAGGGAUUAAUUUUUUUUAUACGCUGGAAACUGACUCCCCUUUCCCUUCCCAAAGAGGAUAGGACCUCCCAGGAUGCGCCCCAGCCUCUCCUCAGUUUCCCAUCUGCGUGCCUCUGGGAGGAGAGUGACUCUUGGGGGCUUGCCCCCUCACUUGCCAUCACCAAAAGGAAAGGACAAAGCCACAUGUGCCCAGGGCUCACACCCUGCCGGCGGCUCCCGGGCGGGCCUCAGUGUGGCGAGGGGUCGCUCAGCCUGUGCUGCCUCUCCCAGGAACUGAAAAGGCCCUAUCCGGCGAGGGGGCAGAAGGACUCAGUGCCCCCGGACCCCCAAAUGCUGCAUGAACACAUUCGGAGAGAAGUCUGCGCCCCCAGCCAAGGGCCGGGCCACCCCAGCCCCUCUGCUGGCUGCGGGCUGCAGCCCAGGUGUUUGCUCAGUUUGCUGACCCAAAAGUGCUUCAUUCUCCCUGCCCACCCCGGCCCUGGUCCGGCCGGGGAAGGCCAGUCACGUGUUAAGUUGCGCUUCUUUGCUUCUUUGCUGUCGCCUACGUGGGGCUGGGAGGAAGAGUAAGCACAGUGGGGGCUGGGGGUGGGGGGCUCAGUUGCCCAGGGCGGGCUUCAAGCACAGAUUUCAGGUCUGGGUUCUGGUGUCCACUCCCGCUCUCCCCACAUCCCACCGAGGCCACUUGGUCUGACUUGCUGUGGCCUCUGAGACAGGUUCGACUUUUAACCCCUUCUUGGAAUUGGCUCUCUUCUUCAAAGGACCAGGUCCUGUCCCUCUUUCUCCCCUGUGCCACCCCAGCUCCCUGCGGAGAGAGAGUUAAUAUAUAUUUUUAUUUAUUUGCUUUUUGUGCUGGGAUGGGUUCAUGUCCAGUCCCAGGGGGUGUGGUAUGGCCAUCGCAGGUCGGGUGUGUCCCCAGCAGCCCUGGCUCGGGGGCCCAGAGCCCUGUCCUCGCUCCAGACUGUCUCCCCACCUCUCCUCCUCCUCUUCCUCCUCCUCCUCUUCAUUUUGCCAACUCUGUUCAUUUGAGUCUCCCUGUCCUCUGAGCAUGUACUCCAGACUUGUCCCUGGCUUUCCCUCUGGAGCAGGUGGCUAGCAGAGAGGCCAGGGGUGCAAGGGAACGUCCCUGGUGCUCAUCUGUAAAGCUGGCUUCAGGCUUCCUGCCGUGGAGCGCCCCCUGCCCUCUCCCCUCAGCAAUUCCUGCAAGGGGUUAAAAUGGAACUUGUUAUUACUACUGAUGACUUGACUUAAAAAGAUACAAAGAUGCUGGAUGCUAACUUGAUACUAACCAUCAGAUCCUACAGUUUGAUUGUUACUGUAAAUACCGUAGAGUUUUGUUGUUGUUGGCUUUUUUUCAUCCCCCAUACUACUGAAUAAACUAGUUCUGUG